UUAUUUCAGAUUGUCGAGAUGAAGGAUUUAACUUUCGAUUCGUUAGAUACUUUGAUAAAGCAAACUGAUGAUUUGUACUUGGAGAUUUGCGGCCUUCAAACUCCAUCCAUGUAUUUUACGGAAUCUCCAUCCACGUAUUCUAUAGAAUCGAAAUCCACGAAUUCUAUAGAUUCGAAAUCCACGUAUUCUAUGGAAUCUCCACCUAAGUAUUAUGAGGAAUUAAGCCCUCCUAAUUCUCCUAAAUUCUCCUUCACUGAUAAGUAUGCAAAAUUGGGAAGGGCCACAGCUUUGCAGUCAAAACUCUUGGGGCAAAGUAAGAAAGCUCUGAGGUUUUGUAGAAACAAUUUAAGUGUAAUUGGCGGCGAACAGGAGAGGGAAGCCAUCAGGGUUUCGUUAUUGACAAAACUUAAAUUGGAAGCAAUCAGGAAGGAAAUUUACCGAGAUGUUACGGACGUGAAUCAUGGCGCAACGACUAUCAAAAAUUUGAUGUUCUCUGUGGUUGGGCGCAAGGGUACAUACUUAAGUCUCAACAAAACCUUUUACCUCUGUAUAUUUUCCUGCGAGGAUCAGGUGUUUGGUACUCAAUGGACCGAAGUAACCAGUAGCAACUUCAUGGUCUUCCAAGAGCAUAUCUCAUUUGAAUCAAUCGAGUCCAAUUUCGAAAUUAUUCUUAGCGUUUAUUCGUUGACUGUACCUAGAACCAACAAACAACUUAAACCUAUAGUCAACUUGAUCUCAAAACCGAAACUUCAGAUGGAAGGUCAAAUUGUUUUAACCACAGCCAACUUCCAGAAAAUCGGAAAAUAUGAGAUGAAAAUCAUAAAUCGUGAUUCCGAUCUUGAUGGAAAAUUCACUAUGGAUUUUAAGGGCAGAUUAUCGAUUCAAGAGCAUCUGGCCAAUUACGUCAAUUAUGGUAUUCGCAUUGGUAAAGACGAGUUUGGUGGAAGGUUCUGGUGCGUUCUGGGUAAGCAAGGUCUUCAAUUUUUCGAUCAGUCCUCCGAGCAGAAGUUAUUUUUGUGCUUUCAAAAUAUCGUUGGAACUAUAAAACAGAACGUUGUUAUUAAUUCCAUAGCAUGGGAAAGUAUUGACGGAGUUGAUCGUGUUUCCAAUGUUCUGCAGUUUAACAAUGAAGAUAUCAUGAAACAUUGGAUGAUGCGGCUGAAUUCGUUGUUACUUUUGUACAGGCAAUAUUACUGUUGAAGUGUUAUUAUUGAUGUUAUAGAGUUUUUGCUUUAAAAUAAUGUAUUUUAGUUUUUCUAGAGGAUAGAAAACUGUUUUACUUUCGUACUGAUUAUAUUAAAUGUGUAAUAAAUGU
This is a messenger RNA of Nicrophorus vespilloides, 1315 nucleotides long. RefSeq lists its product as uncharacterized. Lineage: Eukaryota; Metazoa; Arthropoda; Insecta; Coleoptera; Silphidae. Bases 19 to 1200 code for a protein of 393 amino acids. The transcript is spliced from 2 exons. The record is from RefSeq and is a predicted model, not a curated record.